Molecule: messenger RNA, 682 nt
Organism: Urocitellus parryii (Arctic ground squirrel)
Lineage: Eukaryota; Metazoa; Chordata; Mammalia; Rodentia; Sciuridae
Source: RefSeq, a predicted model, not a curated record
CGCUGACCGACUUCCGGUGGCGGAGUCGGCGCAGGCGCGGCGCAGCUGUCGCGGGGCCGGCUGGACGCGGGGCGCAAUGCCGUACGCCAACCAGCCCACGGUGCGGAUCACGGAACUCACCGACGAGAACGUCAAGUUCAUCAUUGAGAACACGGACCUGGCAGUGGCCAAUUCCAUUCGGAGGGUCUUCAUCGCCGAGGUGCCCAUAAUAGCUAUUGACUGGGUUCAGAUUGAUGCCAAUUCUUCAGUCCUUCAUGAUGAAUUCAUUGCUCACAGGCUUGGACUAAUUCCCCUCACUAGUGAUGACAUUGUGGACAAGCUGCAGUACUCCCGGGACUGCACGUGUGAGGAAUUCUGCCCUGAGUGCUCUGUGGAGUUCACCCUGGACGUCAGGUGCAAUGAAGACCAGACGCGGCACGUCACAUCCCGAGAUCUCAUCUCCAACAGCCCCCGGGUCAUUCCGGUGACAUCCCGGAACCGAGAUAAUGACCCCAACGACUACGUGGAGCAGGAUGACAUCCUCAUCGUCAAGCUGAGAAAGGGCCAGGAGCUGAGGCUUCGAGCCUAUGCCAAAAAGGGCUUUGGCAAGGAACAUGCCAAGUGGAACCCCACUGCAGGGGUGGCUUUUGAAUAUGAUCCCGACAAUGCCCUGAGGCACACAGUGUACCCCAAGCCUGAGGAA